This is a messenger RNA of Scylla paramamosain (green mud crab), 2895 nucleotides long. RefSeq names its product NADPH azoreductase-like. The record is from RefSeq and is a predicted model, not a curated record. NCBI's taxonomy places the organism in Eukaryota, Metazoa, Arthropoda, Malacostraca, Decapoda, Portunidae. The transcript has 4 exons. Gene Ontology annotation, cellular component: cytosol. The coding region runs from base 60 to 470 and encodes 136 amino acids. Gene Ontology annotation, molecular function: oxidoreductase activity; FMN binding.
CCCCUCCACCUGGUAGUACUUACGUGCUGUUCGUGAGGUGCAGCCCCUGUUCACUUAUCAUGUCCUUAAAGUUUUUGGUGUUCCUAGGCUCUACUCGGGAAGGCAGGUUGGGUGAGAACGUAGCAAAGUGUGUGGUGAAAAAACUGCAAGCUCUCUCUCACCAAGCAGAGAUGAUUGAUCCACUCUCACUGGAGAUGGAUGGACACCUACGCCAGCCGCUCCAUUUCCGCCCUGACCAAAGUCAAGCCCCAGAGUGGAUGAAGGAAACUAACGGCAAAAUCCAGGCAGCUGAUGGAUUGGUGGUGGUGACUCCAGAGUACAACUGUGCCCUUCCCCCGGCGCUCACUGCCACCAUGGACCAGUUCCCACCUGCAUCGUACAAACACAAGCCAUGUGGGAUUGUUAGUUACUCUGUAGGUUCCUUUGCGGGUGUGCGUGCAGCAGCCUUGGCUCGGCCCUUCCUUAGGUGAGCUGGGUAUGAUUAGUGUCCCUCAGGGAUGCUCCAUUUCAGAGGUGCAAGGGAAAUUCACCGAGGAAGGAGAGUGUUCGGAUGAGAGGACGGACAAGAGACUCGCAAAACUGGUCAAUGAACUAGUAUGGUAUGGAUCAGCCAUCGCCAGCAAGAAGGAAAAGGAUGGUCUCCCUGAAUAGGAGUGAUGUAUUGCUCCGACCAGUAGAAAAUUAAAAGCAUCCCAAUUGAAGAGAUCAUUCAACUUGUAAACUAUGGUUCUAAGGUUCACACAGUUUCAUUAGUAGUUUUCUUUUUCUGGUAGUGUUCUGGUUUUCUAUUGAAAUGAAUGUGAAAUUAAUUGCCAAUUUGUAGAAAUUUAAAUCAGUUGAUGUUUUAGUCCUAAAAAAAAAAAAAAGCUUUGCAUAUAAUUUCACAGCAAACAUUGACAUAUCGGGCCAGUUCUGGAAAGUAAUGGUUAUCUGAUGUUAAUAACAGAUAAUGGCCCACAUAUACUAAGUCUGUAUUAGCACAAUAUUUGAUUUACUAUACAUGUUAAUACCAGAAUCCAUGAACUGGAUCUUAAUUGGCUCAAUGUUUGACACACAGUAUCUGAAAAUAUCUGAUAUCUGUCAUUGGUUUUAUUAAGGGGAAACACUGGAUAUCCAACAUGUUUAUGGAUGUAUUAUGGAUUAAUGCCACAGCCAGCGAACUAAGAUGUCAUGGAUUCCUGGAAUGAUUGAAGUGAAUUAAAGUGCCCAAAUAAAGUAAAAAAAAAAAAAAAAAAAUAAUAAUAAUAAAAUGAAAUUAUGUUUCAGCACAUUUUGUAGGUAUAGAAAUGCGGAUAAGAAAAUGAAUGCAUAAAUUUAGCGGUUUAUUCUUUAUGCAGUAUAAUGUUAACUGAAAAUAGGAAAUAAAGGUAAAGUUCUUCAGGUCUUCGCAAGCGACUUGGAAACAAGCAUUUUCUGGCGCAUUCCUUUCGUGCAGGUCUGGGAGCUUUGGAACCUUAGAACUACCCGGCCAGGAAGGUUUCUAAGCGCUUGCGAGACUUGUGGAUGGGAAGCGGGGCGGUGCGGAAGACAGCCAGUUUCGGCCAGUGAUGUAAACAUGUUAGAUGAAAACAAGCUGAUGUGUGUGUAUUGUUUUCAAUAAAAUCUUGAACAUACAGAAUUAUUUGCAUAAAAGUCAGUAAUGAGUGAAAACCAUUAUUAAAACUGUACCAUGAAUUGUUUCAAAUUAAGAGAAUAGUAACAUUUGCUUACAAAUCGCGUGGAACAGUCCAGCCUUCCAGUGGCAUGCGGUUUUUUAGCAGGGUAGGUAAAGAUGUCUAAAUGGCCUUCCUGUCUUGGGCCACGACUUCCAACACAUCAUUGUGUUCAGGUACAAUGCCAUAAUGCAGUGUGAGGUCAUGUUUGAUACAACCAAUUCAUGUUAAAAUACUCUGCAGAGUGGCUUGCAUGAAGUAGGAAAGGUCUGAAGAAGCGAUACACACACGGGAUAGAAUGUUCCCUUAACAUGGAGGAAUCUGAACAACAGGGCAAUGGACCUCUCGCCACCUGUGACCUGAACAGCUGCUAGAUGUGCUACCUACACCACAGUUUCUCCUUGCUCCAUAAUCGUUAAUAAUAGACCAUAUUUCAUUAUAUUAUAAUACUUGCAGUCUGUCUAGACAUAAUAGGAUAAUAAAUAGGGAUAUCUAAGAGAUGAAUGCACCCAAAAUGUGGAAAUAGUGUGAAAAUACCAGCAAAAAGAUGUUUUGACAUUUCAUAAAUGCUGUAUGUGCAGUACCAUGCAGCAAGUUUUACUAGUCAUAUUUGGCAUCAUUCUGAUCCAGUGUCAUAGGUUUUAGUGACCAGCUAGUUUCAAGUGACCAAAUGCACGCGCAGCUGUAUGUUCAUUGCCAGACGGAAGACUCAUUUACUUCCAGAAACGGCAGUGCACAGACCUUCCUGGAGUCCCUCUUAAAUAAGGAUUCUCUUUAAUGUCGGAAGAACAUUUAGGCAUUGGCCACAUCACGCAAUUUUUCUUUAAUAUAUCAGUUCUUACUUUUUAUUGGAAUUCAAAUAUUAGAUAUAGAUCAUUUAGCUUAUCAAACCAUUCGGUACUGCGAAUGGUUCGGGUUUUAAGAUAAAAGGACACUGAUCUAAUUAGCAUUACCUAACCUAACCUAAAUGAUAUGUAGCAGUACCUAACCUAACAUUACCUAAUUUAACCUAUAUGAUAUGCCUACUACUGCUGCUGUCGAAUGGUGUCAGCUGAAGACAUCUGUUCGUUGCCAUGGCUGCAUCAUAUGUCUGGCGGUAAAAAUGGGGCUGAGCGAGCACUUCAUCACUUGAAACUAGCUGGUCACUCGAUCCUACUACACCAGAAUGUCUUACCUAGGCUACAACAUAUUGCUAUAUGCCUCUUCUUUCAAUGUAACAACAACUAAACAAGAAUAACUAAUG